AUUACAGUAUAGACUCUGUGUUUUCCUCUCCGCCGUCUCUCGUCUUCCUCCGACGACUCUAUUAUUUGAGGAUCCGUUUGAGGGCCAUGGGCCUGCUGAACAUCCUCUCGUCCAUCAAAGACCGAGCCGAGAAAUUCCUAAAUGAGAAGAACGUGGUGGCUGAUUUUCUGGGGAAGUUGGAGGAGAAAACGGGGAUAAGGAAGAAGAUCAUUGCAGUGGGUGCCAUAUCACUGACCGGACUCUACCUGGUGUAUGGAUAUGGCGCCGCCCUCCUCUGCAACCUGAUUGGUUUUGCCUAUCCAGCAUAUUAUUCAAUCAAAGCCAUCGAAAGUACAAGCAAAGAAGACGACACAAAAUGGCUGACGUACUGGGUGGUCUAUGGUGUCUUCAGCCUGGGCGAGUUCUUCUCCGAUAUUUUCCUCUACUGGUUCCCUUUCUACUAUGCUUUUAAGUGUCUCUUCUUGUUGUGGUGCAUGGCCCCUAUUUCGUGGAACGGCUCCCAGAUGAUCUACAACAGAGUGGUGCGGCCCAUCUUCCUCCGCCACGAGGCCACGGUGGACAACUUGGUGAGCGACCUCAGCGGCAGGGCCAUGACUGCUGCUGAGAACCUCACCAGGGAAGUCCUGUCCACGCUGAUGAGGAAUAAAGUUUUGGAGUCUCUGGGGCCGUCGGCCGCUCAGCUUGAAACCAAAAGUUUACCAGCUGCAUCAACAGCUAAUGUAGCUCCUUCAGAGUCGAGCGAAGAACAACCACCUUUCCUGGGUUAACCAGUAUGGCUGAGCUCAGUGUAGACUGAUGCCCUUCAGAUAGCAGCAAAAAAAGAGGAGGACCCUCAGUGAAGAAGAGCAGCUGCAUCCUCACAGAUCCCACUGAUAAAGAAUAUCACAUGUCAAAGAGACUGAUCAAAUGUUAUAUUUAUAUACAAGUCUGUAACAUCAAAAACUCAGGCCGACUCUGCAAAAUGACUGAUUUUAAGAACGUAGUUUCUUAUUGCUGUUUUCAUUUUAUUUAUUUGUAUUUAUUGAUGAAUAAUGCAAAGCACCUGAAACUGGCUCAUAACUCUCGAACUCACUAGCUCACGUUUAGCAGGCUGCAGAUUCUCUACCAGGUGGAGCUGUGGCAUCCAUGUGAGAGCAGUUCUUCACCUGCCAACCUGCAAUACCUAUAACGUAACAGCAGUUUAGACCUGCAGGUGUGGACACAUCAACGGUGCCUCCUACAGGCAAAGAAAAUAACAGCUGCAAAGAUUUUAACACCUGCAGACAGUAGUGGUUCAGCUUACUUUUUUUUCUCCUUUCCAUGUUUUUUAUUUGUGUGUUUUUUUAGGUUUUAUAUUUAACACCAUUUGAAACUGUUUCCUUUUAUGGAAAGAUGGUGCAUUUCAACAUCUGAAGGAACUGCAGCUCUGCAAUCGGACAUUUUCCUCUGGGCCUGUCUUCGGGUGCUUCGCAUCAGUAACAAUGUGUGUCCUUAUAUAGUUUUCAACAGUGUUUCUAUUUAUUUUUGUUUUGUUUAUACACAUCAAUGCGAUUCUGACCAUGAUAUGAAAAUUACGUUAUGAUAAAAAUAAACAAUGCUAGUCAGCAUAAAGCUAAA
Molecule: messenger RNA, 1596 nt
Organism: Anarrhichthys ocellatus (wolf-eel)
Lineage: Eukaryota; Metazoa; Chordata; Actinopteri; Perciformes; Anarhichadidae
Product: receptor expression-enhancing protein 6-like
Exons: 8
Coding region: 87-767 (226 amino acids)
Source: RefSeq, a predicted model, not a curated record